AUGGACAUGUCAGAGAUUCAGGCUGCUCAGCAACUCCAGGAAACUACAAACUUCACCCCAAUCUCUGACUUCCUCCUCCUGGGCUUCUCUCAACACCCUGAACAGCAGCCACUCCUAUUUGGGCUCUUCCUGGGCAUGUACCUGGUCACCAUAGUGGGGAACCUGCUCAUCAUCCUGGCCAUUGGCUCUGACCAUCACCUCCACACCCCAAUGUACUUCUUCCUGGCCAACUUGUCUUUCAUCGACACCUGCUUCUCCUGCACUAUUGUCCCUAAAGUGCUGGUCAACCUCCAGACACAUCAUUACACCAUCUCCUACACUGGAUGCCUUCUGCAGAUGUAUUUCUUCAUGACAUUGGCAUUGCUGGAUGACUUUCUGUUGGCCGUUAUGGCAUAUGACCGCUAUGUGGCCAUCUGCCUUCCUCUCCACUACACCCUCAUCAUGCAUCCCCAACGCUGCCGGCUCCUGGUCACCACGUGCUGGCUCUGCUCCCACCUCCUGGCCUUCUCACUCACUCUCCUCAUGUCUCAGUUCUCCUUCUGUGCCUCCCGUGCCAUCCCACACUUCUUCUGUGAUCUCCUGCCCCUCCUCAGACUUUCCUGUUCAGACACCUGGAGUUUUCAGCUCAUGAUGUUUGCUGAAGCAGCCCUCUCAGGAGUGGUGCCACUCACCUGUGUCCUGGUCUCUUAUGCUCACAUCAUCCACACUAUCCUCAAGGUCCCUUCAGCAGGGGGGAAGCACAAAAUCUUCUCCACGUGUGGAUCUCACCUGACAGUUGUUAAUCUUUUCUAUGGAGCUGUCUUUCUGGUCUAUUUCCAGCCUUCAUCCUCCUACUCAGAAGACACUGGAAUGAUGGCAUCUGUGGUAUACACAAUGGUUACUCCCAUGCUGAACCCCUUUAUCUACAGUCUGAGGAACAAGGAUAUGAAAGGGGCUUUGUGGAAACUUCUUGCCUGGAAUAAAUGCUCCAAUACAUGA
Sorex fumeus (smoky shrew) is the source of this 978-nucleotide messenger RNA. RefSeq names its product olfactory receptor 1G1-like. Gene Ontology annotation, biological process: G protein-coupled receptor signaling pathway. Gene Ontology annotation, cellular component: membrane. The transcript has 2 exons. The record is from RefSeq and is a predicted model, not a curated record. The coding region runs from base 1 to 978 and encodes 325 amino acids. Lineage: Eukaryota; Metazoa; Chordata; Mammalia; Eulipotyphla; Soricidae. Gene Ontology annotation, molecular function: olfactory receptor activity; G protein-coupled receptor activity.